This is a messenger RNA of Linum trigynum, 258 nucleotides long. NCBI's taxonomy places the organism in Eukaryota, Viridiplantae, Streptophyta, Magnoliopsida, Malpighiales, Linaceae. The record is from the annotation of a GenBank genome assembly.
AUGGAGUGUGCCAAAGAUGGAGGUGAGAGCGCUGCCCCUAUCCCUUUAAAAGCUGUUGUUGUUCGAUUCUUCCAGAGCAGCCAAGUAGCCAUACUAAAAAAGGAAGACCAAGGGAUCCCAGUGUCCGUGGGGUCCUCGCAAAGCAGGUUCGCCCGUAGCCACUCGUCCUGGCUGGAAGAGAAGAAUAGCAACUGCCGGUGGUUCGGGACUAGGCGGCUCCAGAGGUACAGUGCAGGCGGACAGUCUCUCAAGAUGUGA